AUGGCCGGCGAGGGCGACCCACCGCCCGACCUCAACAGCCGGCAGGGCGAGGGUAGUGCGAGUGCGAGUUUUCUCCGAGCCGCCCGUGCCGGGAAUCUCGACAAGGUGUUGGAACUGUUGCGCGGCGGGACCGACAUCAACACUUGCAAUGCAAACGGUCUGAAUGCUUUGCAUUUAGCAUCGAAAGAGGGUCACAGCGAGGUCGUACGAGAAUUACUCAAGCGGGGCGCUCAUGUCGACUCUGCUACUAAGAAAGGCAACACCGCACUGCACAUCUCAUCACUAGCUGGUCAAUCACUAAUAGUUACUAUACUUGUCGAAAAUGGAGCCAAUGUUAAUGUUCAAUCACUCAACGGGUUUACACCGUUAUAUAUGGCUGCACAGGAAAAUCACGAAGAUGUGGUCCGAUUCCUACUAUCACAUGGCGCUAAUCAAGCACUUUCUACUGAGGAUGGCUUUACUCCAUUAGCGGUAGCACUGCAGCAAGGUCAUGAUCGAGUCGUCGCAGUGCUUCUCGAAAAUGAUGCUCGUGGGAAAGUCCGACUACCAGCUCUCCAUAUCGCUGCAAAGAAGGAUGACAUCCGAGCGGCAACGUUAUUACUCCAGAAUGAGCACAACGCUGAUGUCACCUCAAAAUCCGGGUUUACACCGUUGCAUAUUGCUGCUCAUUAUGGCAACGAAAACGUCGCUCAGCUUCUCAUCGAUAAAGGUGCUAACGUCAACUAUCAAGCACGACAUAACAUCAGUCCACUGCAUGUCGCCACAAAAUGGGGUCGAACGAAUAUGGUCGAACUGCUUUUGAAACAUGGAGCAAUUAUCGAUUCACGGACACGAGAUCUCCUCACACCUCUUCAUUGCGCUUCUCGAAGUGGACACGAUCAAGUAGUGGAUCUUCUGCUUGAAAAAGGUGCACCGAUCAGCGCAAAGACAAAGAAUGGCUUGGCCCCGUUACACAUGGCUGCACAAGGUGAUCAUGUUGACUCGGCGAGAAUUCUGCUCUACCAUCGAGCUCCUGUGGAUGACGUCACAGUGGACUACCUAACACCACUGCACGUAGCAGCUCACUGCGGACACGUAAGAGUUGCAAAACUACUUCUGGACAGAAACGCAGAUCCAAAUGCACGAGCGUUGAACGGUUUCACACCGUUACACAUAGCGUGUAAGAAGAACAGGAUCAAGGUUGUGGAAUUACUUCUUAAAUAUCAUGCAGCAAUCGAAGCUACAACAGAAUCUGGCUUGUCACCAUUGCAUGUCGCCUCCUUCAUGGGAGCUAUCAACAUUGUCAUUUAUUUACUACAGCAGGGUGCAAAUCCGGAUGUGGCAACCGUACGCGGUGAAACGCCUUUGCAUCUGGCAGCACGUGCAAAUCAAACUGACGUUGUGCGCGUUCUUAUCAGGAACGGAGCUAAGGUGGAUGCACAAGCCCGAGAACUGCAAACGCCGCUACACAUAGCAAGCCGUCUCGGUAACACGGAUAUUGUCGUCUUGCUACUGCAAGCUGGUGCUAACCCGAAUGCCGCUACUCGUGACCAGUACACUCCUCUUCAUAUUGCUGCCAAGGAAGGUCAAGAAGAAGUGGCAGCUAUCCUGCUCGACCACAAUGCUGAAAAGAAUGUGCUGACGAAGAAAGGAUUCACUCCCCUCCACCUGGCCAGCAAAUACGGAAAUGUUGAGGUUGCAAAGUUGCUGUUGGAACGUGGAACACCGGUAGAUAUCGAGGGCAAAAACCAAGUCGCAAUGCUUUUACUGGAACAUGGAGCAUCUGCCAAGGCUGCGGCCAAGAACGGUUACACGCCACUGCACAUCGCGGCCAAGAAGAAUCAGAUGGAAAUCGCAGGAACGUUGCUUCAAUAUCAUGCUGAUCCAAACGCGAAAUCUCGAGCAGGCUUCACCCCUCUGCACUUGGCAGCUCAGGAAGGUCAUCGGGAAAUGUCUGCUCUCCUUAUUGAGAAUGGAUCAGACGUUGGUGCUAAGGCUAAUAAUGGUCUGACAGCCAUGCAUUUGUGUGCACAAGAAGAUCGAGUACCUGUUGCUGAAGAAUUGGUGAAACACAAUGCAGAUGUGAAUAGCCAGACUAACGCCGGUUACACCCCACUUCAUGUUGCCUGUCACUUCGGCCAGCUGAAUAUGGUUCGCUUCCUUGUUGAACAUGGAGCAAACGUUGGCGAGACUACUCAUGCGAGCUAUACACCGUUGCAUCAAGCUGCACAACAAGGCCAUAAUCACUGUGUGCGCUAUCUACUCGAACAUGGUGCAUCGCCGAAUGCUCAGACAACUAACGGACAAACACCGCUGUCGAUUGCCCAACGUCUGGGCUAUGUCUCCGUUGUAGAAACGUUGAAAACCGUGACGGAAACGACAGUCAUCACUGAAACAACAACAACAACAGCAGAUGACCGCUACAAGCCACAGAAUCCUGAAGCGAUGAAUGAAACAAUGUUCUCAGAGAGCGAAGACGAAGGUGCCGCUGCAGAACAUGAAGCCGCCACCGCUCAUGUGAAGGACUUCUCCGACACGCUCACACAAGGCUUGGCCGAUUCGACGGGAGUGCACAUGAUUCACACCGGCGAACAGCUGUUAUCCAAGAGCGCUGAGUUUGAUGGAAGCACCCCAAGAAUAGCGACCGUAGCGACGGUCGAUGGACCCGACAAAUUGGAUGAACUCAUUCGAAAAGCACAGGCUCAACCAAUGCAUACCGCGGUCAACGACACGUCUGUUUUGGAUCGUUCAUUCACUGCCAAUGACAACGUACCCAUUGGGCAUAAUGUGGCCCAACCCAGGUAA
This is a messenger RNA of Cooperia oncophora, 2784 nucleotides long. The record is from the annotation of a GenBank genome assembly. Lineage: Eukaryota; Metazoa; Nematoda; Chromadorea; Rhabditida; Trichostrongylidae.